CUGCCGCCGCGUCCAGGGAACAUGCAAUGCGGUGCAGUGUAGCGCAGUGGCCGCGCCUGGGCGCUGCUGGGGCAAGGCGGGCGUCUCUUUUCGGCUCUGUGUACAAACGCGCGGGCUGACCCUGAUUGGCUGAAGGAAGGCAACAACGGCCGGGACGCGGGCUCGGGGGUCGCCAGAGUCGCCGCGGCUUCUCCCGCCUCCUGCUCCCCCUCGCCUCCUCCUCGCAGGUCUCUCGUGAGCGACUCGCCGGCCAGCCGCUGCUGAAAGGGACUGUGGCGAGGGGCGCCUCCCGCUCCCUCAGCCGCCGCCGCUGCGCGCGACCCUCGCGCGGAAAAUGCUGCCUCCGCUCUUCGGAGCCCCGCUUGGAUAAUUCCUCCCCAUGUACUUGACCUCGCCGCCGCCGCCGCCGCCGCUCCUUAGGCCGGGUAAAGGAUGCUGCCCUGGCCGGUGGGGGGCUGUGACCAGGGGAUCCGCGCCCGCCCGCUCGCCUCCCGUCCCGGCCCUGGGGACUGCUGCCCCUGCCUCGGCUGCUAGCUCCUUCGGCGAGCGAUGACUUCGAAGCACCAGGCGGACUGGAUCCCUUACAGCGUUUUAGAUGAUGAGAGCAGCAAUCUCCGACAACAAAAGCUUGACAGACAGCGAGCAUUACUUGAGCAGAAGCAGAAGAAAAAACGUCAGGAGCCACUGAUGGUUCAGUCCAAUGUGGACAGCCGGACAAGGGCGCGCAGAAUGAAACAGUCAGAAGAACAAGCACCAUUGGUUGAAUCUUACCUCAACAGCAACAGCAGCACCAUUUAUAAUGUACAGGAGCCUGAGCAAGAGGACGUAAAGGUGGUAGCAGAGUCACAAGCUCCAAAGUCAACUAAAAAAGCCAAGGCAGCCACAGGAGGCUGCCAAACUGGCAACAUCAGAAAGGAGAAAAAGGGGAAGCACAAAGGAAUUGAUGGUCCGGCCGCUUUUCAAGAUGAUGUACAGGAAGUAGGGAGCCAAGUUCAAAUACUUACUGUUGGAGAGGCUUGCCAAGAUGAGGAUGAUGGUGAGACAAUAGCUACCAGUCAACAACAAGGGACACAGGACCUUAGACUGACAAUGCAGAAGAAAGGCAUUUCAAGUAGCAUGAAUUUUGAUGAAGAGGAGGAUGAGGAGGAUGAAGACAGCUCAAGUUCAUCACAGUUGAAUAGUAAUACACGACCAGGCUCUGCAACAAGCAAGAAAUCAAAUAAGGAGUCGGCCUCUGGGCCUAGCCCUUCGACAAACAACCCCGUCAUAGACGUAGACGACCUGGAGGUGUUUGCUGUGAGACCUGCUCCUCAGGGGGUUACUGUCAAAUGCCGAAUCACAAGGGACAAGAAGGGAAUGGACCGUGGAAUGUACCCUACUUACUACCUCCACCUGGAAAGGGAAGAUGGGAAAAAGGUAUUUUUGUUAGCUGGAAGAAAGCGAAAGAAGAGCAAAACCUCAAAUUACCUCAUCUCCAUUGACCCUACAGACCUGUCACGAGGAGGAGAGAGUUUCAUUGGAAAGCUAAGAUCAAAUCUUAUGGGGACUAAGUUUACAGUGUAUGAUAAUGGAGUAAACCCAAUGAAAACAACGUUGAGCUUGGAGGCAAGUAAUCUGCGCCAGGAGCUAGCUGCUAUUUGCUACGAAACAAAUGUUUUGGGGUUUAAAGGUCCUCGUAAGAUGAGUGUCAUCAUACCAGGGAUGAAUAUGGACCAUGAGAGAGUUUCCAUCAGGCCACGCAAUGAGCAUGAAACUCUCCUUGCAAGGUGGCAGAAUAAAAACACAGAAAGUGUCAUUGAGCUGCACAACAAAACUCCAGUCUGGAACGAUGACACCCAGUCUUACGUUUUAAAUUUCCAUGGUCGCGUGACACAGGCCUCAGUGAAAAAUUUUCAAAUUAUUCACGAUAAUGAUCCUGACUAUAUUGUGAUGCAGUUUGGCCGUGUGGCAGAAGAUAUUUUCACUAUGGACUACAACUACCCAAUGUGUGCACUUCAAGCCUUUGCUAUUGCCCUGUCCAGUUUUGACAGCAAGCUGGCUUGUGAGUGAACUAGCUUACAUCCGAGCCUCUCUACCGCCAGGACCACAUGCCACCAGAAGAAGGAGGAGUAAAGAGAUGUUCCAGGUUUU
Messenger RNA from Podarcis raffonei (Aeolian wall lizard), 2130 nucleotides. It is a transcript of the gene TUB, whose product is annotated as TUB bipartite transcription factor. Gene Ontology annotation, biological process: protein localization to cilium. The coding region runs from base 550 to 2049 and encodes 499 amino acids. Gene Ontology annotation, cellular component: cilium. The record is from RefSeq and is a predicted model, not a curated record. The transcript is spliced from 12 exons. NCBI's taxonomy places the organism in Eukaryota, Metazoa, Chordata, Lepidosauria, Squamata, Lacertidae.